Candidozyma auris is the source of this 447-nucleotide messenger RNA. RefSeq lists its product as uncharacterized. The transcript has 2 exons. The record is from RefSeq and is a predicted model, not a curated record. NCBI's taxonomy places the organism in Eukaryota, Fungi, Ascomycota, Pichiomycetes, Serinales, Metschnikowiaceae. Bases 1 to 447 code for a protein of 148 amino acids.
AUGGUAAGGGUUUCUGCAUUCAUCGCCUUUUGUAUCACCCUUCUUGUGGCUGCCUACUUGGGGUUUGCUCUGAUACAUCUUAAGCACGAUAAGUUGGUACACUUUGUCACAUUUGUUUUGUUAACUGUUGAGCUGUUCUUGCUAUCAGAAAAAAGCCGGCACCAGAUCAUGGCUGUUACUACGAUGCUAUGUGCGUGUGUGGCGCUGGAGUACAUCCAGAGCUUUGUGAACCCUAGUAGGGUGUUUGACCUGAAGGAUAUUUUGGCCAACGUGUGUGGAGUGGCGGCGGCCACACUCUGUUGCAUUGUCUUAGUUCCACGGAAAAGAAGGAUCAGGCGUCAGGUGGCUAUGGAAUUAGAUGUGCAGCCGUCGGGGACCCCUUUGACUCCAGGAUCGGAGGAUGAGGUGGAAGGCUUCGUCAACGUGAGAGCGUCAGAAAUUGUGUGA